Ilex paraguariensis (yerba mate) is the source of this 717-nucleotide messenger RNA. Lineage: Eukaryota; Viridiplantae; Streptophyta; Magnoliopsida; Aquifoliales; Aquifoliaceae. The record is from the annotation of a GenBank genome assembly.
AUGAAAGAGAUUGCUUUGGAGCGGUAUAAAAAGAUGAAGGGCAAUGCUCCUGAAAGAUUGGUUUCAGGAUUUGAUGACUUCACCAUGUUUCUUUGGGAACCUGCUGUCAGCAAACAUCCCAAAACUCGAAUGACAGGUCAUCAACAAGCCAUCCAGCCCACUCAACCCAGCCUUGUAGAUCUAGGGCCCAAGCUAGAGCAUAAGCUUAUGGGAUUGGGGAUUGGGGAUUGGGGAUUGGGCAUCCGCUUGGGUCUAAGCCAUGACAUGUAUGCAAGGGCUGCAUUUGGGCUGGGCACAUCUAGCCUUAGGAUGGCUAGGUCGGGUUUGUGCUUGGGCCAGUAUGAAGUGUGUAGGUUUCUCAAGUUAAUGUGGCCCGGGUUCACUCUAGCCCAGCCUAUGGGUACCCAUGCUAUUAAGAAACUUGUGAACCAUGUUUACUUUUCGCCCGAUGGGCAAUGGAGAGCAAGUGCCUCAUUUGACAAGUCAGUCAAGUUAUGGAAUGGUAUCACUGAAAAAUUUGUAGCUACGUUCCGGGGUCACGUGGGACCUGUCUACCAGAUAAGGCUACUUUUAAGUGAGAGCAAAGACUCUACUUUGAAGGUUUGGGAUAUCAGGAUGCAGAAGUUGAAACAAGACCUACCUGGCCAUGCCGAUGAGGUUUUUACUGUUGACUGGAGUCCAUAUGGUGAGAAGGUAGCAUCUGGUGGUAAGGAUAGA